GCUGGAGAUACCAGAUCAAGUGAACAAGUGGCAUUGGCUUCAAUUCAUACAUUGUUUGUUAGAGAGCACAACCGUAUCGCAAAAAAAUUGAUUCAAAUUAACCCUCAUUGGACAGGAGACACUGUUUACGAAGAGACAAGAAAGAUUGUUGGAGGAAUCUUACAAAAGAUCACUUUCGAAGAUUACCUGCCUGAAUUAUUUGGUCAUAAUCCUUUACCGCGGUAUUCUGGAUACAAAUACUGGAUUAAUCCUGGGAUUAUUAAUUCAGUAGCAGCGGCUGCAUAUAGAUUUGGACACAGCACCAUUCGACCAUCUUUCGAUAUUCUGGACGAAAAUCAUCGUAAGGUAGGGGCACCGAUACCGCUCAAACACAUGUUUUUUAACAACACGUAUAUCAACAGGCAUGGAAUUGAUCAUUUGUUGCUUGGUCUGUGUACGUUUGAAGCAGAAAAGGUCGACCGCAGUUUUUCUGCUGGAAUUAUGAAUCACUUAUUUGAGCGUGAUCACUCGCCGGGACUGAACUUGAUUGCUUUGAAUAUUCAACGAGGAAGAGAUCAUGGUUUGCCUGGAUACAAUGAUUUUAGGAGAUAUUGUGGACUAUCCGACGCCCGAUCAUUCAAAGAUACCAUAAAAGAAAUCACGCCAGAGAACAGGAAGAUUUUAGCAACGUUAUACAAAGAUGAUCCAACUAUUGCAGAUUUGUUUGUGGCAGGAAUAGCAGAACGUCCUUUGCCAGGUUCGCUACUUGGUCCCACGUUCACUUGUCUUAUUAAGGAACAGUUUGCUCGUCUUAGAGAUGGAGAUCGCUUCUUUUACCGAAGAGGAAAAGUAUUUACAAGAUCUCAACUUCAAGAAAUAAAAAAGAGUUCGUUAAGUCGUGUACUUUGUGAUAACCUGAAAGGUGGUAAAAAACUGACUGUACAAAAGAAUACGUUCCGUGCAAUCAACAAUGAUGUUCAGCGAGUACCUUGCAGCAGUAUUCCUAAGAUUGACCUCAAUCACUGGAAAAUGUAA
Dendronephthya gigantea is the source of this 1014-nucleotide messenger RNA. RefSeq names its product eosinophil peroxidase-like. The annotation marks the transcript as partial. Gene Ontology annotation, biological process: response to oxidative stress. The transcript is spliced from 2 exons. Gene Ontology annotation, molecular function: heme binding; peroxidase activity. Lineage: Eukaryota; Metazoa; Cnidaria; Anthozoa; Malacalcyonacea; Nephtheidae. The record is from RefSeq and is a predicted model, not a curated record.